Lucilia sericata (common green bottle fly) is the source of this 459-nucleotide messenger RNA. Its product is annotated as lectin subunit alpha-like. Bases 1 to 459 code for a protein of 152 amino acids. The transcript has 2 exons. Lineage: Eukaryota; Metazoa; Arthropoda; Insecta; Diptera; Calliphoridae. The record is from RefSeq and is a predicted model, not a curated record.
AUGAUCCGUAAUUCUGAUAAACUUAACUAUACAUGGAUGGCAACAGGUCAGCAAUUCAAUUACACCUAUUGGAAGGUUAAUAAUCCUGAUUUUACUAACAACAAUGAAUAUUGUGUGGAAAUCGGUUGGGGCUCUGAUAUGGAAUGGAAUGAGUUAUCAUACAAAUACGGUUUAAUCUGUGAACAAAACGAACUAGUAGGGUUAAAGCAUAACAAUGCGCAAGUACUAGAAAAUUUACAGGAAAUAACAAAAAGUUUGAAUGCAUUGCGACAAGAAGUGCAAGAUCAUGAUCAGCUUAAAGAGAACUUAAGCAUAUACAUAAUAAGGCGUGAAAAAUUACAGCAAGAACUUUCAUCAAAUCAGCAACAACAGGAGGAACUUAAGAAAGAAUUUCAACAAGAACAACAGGUGGUGGAUGAGCAAACGGAUAUAAAGGAGGUUUACAAUAGUUUAGAAUAA